Gamsiella multidivaricata is the source of this 437-nucleotide messenger RNA. RefSeq names its product plasma membrane proteolipid Pmp3. Lineage: Eukaryota; Fungi; Mortierellomycota; Mortierellomycetes; Mortierellales; Mortierellaceae. The transcript is spliced from 3 exons. The coding region runs from base 65 to 238 and encodes 57 amino acids. The record is from RefSeq and is a predicted model, not a curated record. Gene Ontology annotation, cellular component: membrane.
UCUUUUUCAACUUCAACACAAAUUUCACUUCCUCACAACAACUACUACUACAACAACUCUAACAAUGGCUCUUACCUUCUCCGACAUCUUCAAGUUUAUCUUUGCCGUCAUCUUCCCUCCUCUGGGAGUUUUCUUGGAGAAAGGAUGCGGCACUGAUCUCCUCAUCAACAUCCUGUUGACCAUCCUGGGUUACAUUCCUGGUAUCAUCCACGCCUUCUACAUCAUUCUGAAGUAUUAGAGUGGCCCGGACAAGUGAAGUGAUCCGGGCGUUACCUGUACAGAGUCGUCAUCAAUUCGACCCCACCAUCAAUCACGGGAGCCGUUGUUCGGUCUCGAGCAGAACUAGCAGCACUCUUAUUCAUCCUUUCCACCAACCGCUGUAAUUUUUAAUCUCAUGGACACUUGUCUAAUAAAUAAAUGUAAUUAUGCGCACUCAA